CGACUAAUUGGUUCGUUCGGACAAAAUUUAGCGCUUAUUGAAGGGCAUGGACCAAAAGUUAUCUCCAUUGUAGAUAUCCUUCUCCGCCCAAUCAUAAUAUCAACUACCAUGUUAUCCUUGACAAAUGCAAUAGAGUUACAUAUAGGAUUGAGACAUUAUUAGGGAGUUGGAAGAGGAUAAAAUGAUCGUUCAUCUUAUAAAAAAGAUCCAUUACCAUAAGAGAAUCAAAUUUGAGAUAAACAUAUGUGUACCACAUUCUUAGUGUGAAAAUUUUGAAGUUCCUUUAAUGAGGUCAAAACUAUAUCUUUUAUACUAUUAGAAAACACACACUAUUGAAAUCACGAUGUUACUUGAACCAGUCAUUUGAUUAACAUAAAUUGGAAUUGGGUUGGUGGUUAGUUUCUAAUUUCACAAAAUUAGAAACCAUGGAAGCCCGUGCUGCUUUCAUCUUUGGUAUCAGGAUCCUGCCAAAGGCCAAAGGCCCAAAGAAAGACACACGAGGAACCUCUGAAUUUUUACAAAAGUACCCAGCCCAAUAGGCCCGGCCCAUCAGCAACAAGGAAAUCGACAAUUAGUCUUCCAACCUGCCAAGUGCCAAUAAUGCACACGCGUGGAGCGACCGCCGCAGCAUUUGACUCGGACAUUAAAAAUGCUCCACUCACUGCUCACUGAGUCAACUCAGUACCAAAAGAAAAAGAGAAAAAGGAAAAAUAAAUGCCCCAUGUUUUACUCUGCCGUUCCCAAAACCGAUCCUACUCUUUCUUUUCCCCUUUCCCAUUUCACAUUUUCCAGUCUGGUGGUUCGGUUGACUGACUCUUUCCCAUUUCCCAUUUCCAUUACUCUGCACAACCGAAACCCUAGCUCGCUUCAAAUUCGCUGCUGCUUCGCAACUCUCAGCUCAUCCGUCACUGUUAUGGCGGCAUCGGCCCUCUCGCUGUGGAGUCUCUUCUUCGCAGCGCUCGCUCUCCCCGCGGCGUUCGGCAAUUCGGAAGGGGAUGCACUGUACACGCUGCGGAGGAGCUUGUCCGAUCCGGAUAACGUCCUCCAGAGCUGGGAUCCCACCCUCGUCAACCCUUGCACCUGGUUCCACAUCACCUGCAACCAGGACAACCGCGUCACCCGAGUGGAUUUAGGCAAUUCAAACUUGUCCGGACAUCUAGUGCCCGAACUUGGAAAGCUAGAGCAUUUGCAGUACUUGGAGCUGUACAAGAACAACUUGCAUGGGACUAUCCCUGCUGAGCUGGGUAACUUGAAGAAUCUGAUAAGCUUGGACCUGUACAACAACAACAUAACAGGGACAAUUCCUUCUCAAUUGGGAAAAUUGAAGAGUCUCGUGUUCUUACGGAUUAAUGACAACCAAUUAACUGGACCAAUUCCACGGGAGCUUGGUGGUGUUUCUAGCCUUAAAGUAGUUGACGUUUCAAACAAUGACUUGUGUGGAACUAUUCCAACAAACGGACCAUUCGAGCAUAUUCCAUUGAACAACUUUGAGCACAACCCUCGACUAGAAGGUCCAGAAUUGCUUGGACUUGCCAGUUACGACACAAAUUGCUCGUGAAGAUAAAGCUCGAUCGUGUACAACUGUAAUAUCUCAGUGGGAGGGGGUGGGGGAGAGUGCUGCUAAAUGCAGUCACCCCUAAUAUUUGUAUAUCUUAUCGUGCUGCUUAAUGUUCUUCUUGUAACCUUAGUAACUGCGAUUGCCUAUGUUCCAUCUUAUUGUGAAGUUGCAUUUGAUAGUGGCGGUGAGAGGUGGAGAGUGCUUCACUAAUUAUGUAUGCUGAUUAUGAUGUGUGUGGUUUAAUACAAUGUAAUGUAAUAUGUGGCUUGCAAAUUACGACUAAUCGGAUGGAACCUCUGUUUUGAUUGGUACCUAAAUUUUCUUUGUUUUGCAAAAAAAUGUCAUUGAUUACAAAAUUUACAUUUUGGUCCAAGACUUGGAUGACAACUCUGUCAUUACGGUGAGCUGCUUAGAACCAGGUUCUGAUAUCAAAUGAUGAAUUGAAUCUCUCAGUUUCAAAGUUUUACUUGUUACUUACAAACGAGAGAACGAUGUUGGUGUCGAUAAACUUUUUAUUUAUUGAUUGAUUGAAUUAGACUACUGCCAUAGUGAUAAUAUAGGCGUUUAAACCUA
Linum trigynum is the source of this 2131-nucleotide messenger RNA. The record is from the annotation of a GenBank genome assembly. Lineage: Eukaryota; Viridiplantae; Streptophyta; Magnoliopsida; Malpighiales; Linaceae.